Plasmodium inui San Antonio 1 is the source of this 7080-nucleotide messenger RNA. RefSeq lists its product as hypothetical. The coding region runs from base 1 to 7080 and encodes 2359 amino acids. Lineage: Eukaryota; Apicomplexa; Aconoidasida; Haemosporida; Plasmodiidae. The transcript has 2 exons. The record is from RefSeq and is a predicted model, not a curated record.
AUGGAUGAGGGGAAGAAGACGGCGGAGCUAGGCAGCGGUGGAGAAAGCAGUGGAGGAGAAAGAAGUGAUGAACGGCGCGGUGAGCAGCGCGAGGAACGAGGGGGCCGCUUCAACUUCGACUUCUCCUACGAGAGCAUCCUGAACAAUGACAUAGUGAGGCCCCAGGAGAUCGACUGCGGGAUGUCCUGCGCCAGCUCGUUCUUUGAGGGCAGUAGUGAACGGGUCGCCCCUGGGGGUGACUACGCCAUGGACUCUUCAGGUGACCCGGGGGGUUCAGCUAAAUGUGCAAAUUCGGCUCCCCGCCUGAGCGCGCGCAACACCAACGCAUUGGAUUUUUCAUUCCAGGCGGGCGCUGAUCAGGGAGGGCAGAAGCGGGGUGCUUGCGAGGAGAUAGGUUGUAACGACACCGGUGGUCAUGACACACAUGGUGACGACGAAGUGUCAGCGUACGUGGGAGAGGUCCAUGGGGAGCAGCGGGAUGAGCCUCAGUGUGUGGAGAAUCCCACGCGCAACAUGGAUUACCUGACCGGGAACGAAGGCCUCCUCACAAGUGAAUCGCCCAAAGGGGAGAGACACCAUCGCGGUGGCACCCCCGAGGGAGAAAACGGUCACACAGAUGGCGCACAGCUUUGCCAUCCGUUUAAGAAGAAGAAAGAGGAAAGCCCCUCUAGUGAGUUACCAAUUGGUGAGGAACCACCUCAUAGGGGUCCAUCCACCAUCCACUCUGGAGAAACGUGCACAGUGUCAUGCACCACUCACUCCGGCGAAACUUCCAUCGUAUCGUCCACCAUGACGAGCACAGAGAAACAGGGAAAGUCAUACAAAUCGAGUCCAUCCAUUACCUCCACCAGAGCCAGCGACGUCAGUGAGGCAAACGAAAUAUAUCGAUCCCUCCAGACAGAGAUAGCCACGUAUAAGUUGAAGAUAUUCCACUUAAAGUCAGAAGCACAAGUCAGCAAUAGCUAUUUUGAGAAUGAAAGGAAAAAGAAUGAAGAAUAUGCUAAGAUGCUACAUAGGUUUCUAAUCGAACCAAGUGGCUCUUCCGAACGGGGGGACGACUGCAUGGGAUCAUUGAACCUACUGGAAGUGGAAAAUAAAAAACUGAGACAAGAAUUAGCUCUCAAGAGUAGCGAAAUCAUCGAACUAAACAAUGUAGUGAAUAAGUUAAAGGAUCAAAAAAUCAUCUUCAUGCACUCUCUACAGAACGAAUUAGAAGUUUGUAUGAACAAAGAAGCAGAGUCAUCUCUCAUGCUGCAUGCACAGACGAAGAGACUAGCCAACGCAAACAAUUACAUAGCGAAACAGAACAAAGAGAUAUCUCAACUGAAGGAGGACCUCAACAAAAUGGAAGAGACCUACAUCCUGCAUGUGCACAAAAUGGAGAGUCAGAUCAACCAACUAGUGGAAGAGAGAAACGAAUUCAUCUCCACUGCCAAACGGUUGGAGGCAAUCAAUCUAGACAAUAAAAAAAAGGAAGAGGAGAUAUCCAAAUGGAAGCAGAAGUGCAAAGACUUAAGUGAGGAGCUGAAUGACUUGCUCAGAAUCGUUUCGGCAGAGAGACAAAACAGAAGUGCGAACUUUAGUGGUUUCUAUCAAAAUGGGAACAGCAUUUCGUCGUUCACGUCCCUCGUUGGAGGCGGUCUCGAUGGGAGCGGUCACAAUGGAGGUACCCUCGUUGGAGGCGGUGUUGAUGGACGCCCCCUUGAGGAGGAAAACGCCAUUUUGGCUGGACAAAUAAAACAGGUGAUGGAAGAGAACGACACCCUCAAAGCGGAAUUAGCGCAACGGGCACAAGACCUCCAACAAAUAAGCAGCCAAUUAGAGAGCCACAAACAGGCCAUAAAAGUGAAGAGCCAAAAUCAUGCUGUGCUUCUCGAGAGGUACAACAAUUUAGAGAAAGACUUCGAGAAUGUUCACCUCCUGUGUAUGCAACUGGAAGAGAGGUUCCGCGUGGAACAGAGCAACCACGUGCAGGGAAGCGGCAAGGGGAGUAUCAACGGGAGUGUCACCCGAAGUGGCAACUAUGAGCAGCUCCUCAGCAAGAGCAACUUCUCCUUGAGUGAAUUAGAACUUAAUCACAGUCAGCAAAGCGAGAGCAACAUCCAGCACUACAAGAUCUUCUGUUCUGAGCUGCAACUGGAAAAUGAGUCGCUCAAGCAGACAGUCCAACGACUCAAGAGCAAGAAUAAGAAGCUCACCACGAGCAUGGAGCUUCUCCUGCGCGAUUUGGUCGCCGCCGGGGGGACAACCCCUACAGAAACGACGUAUGAUAAAGUGGAUAGGGAACCUCAGGCAGCCGCACAUCGUAGCGCAUCGGAAGGUGCAACAUGGGGGGACCGCACAACUGCGGAAAGUGCCCCGUCGAGCCCUAACCUAGAGGGGGCCCUCCAGGGCACGAUCAACGCCCGCAGUUUCGAAACAAACGAAGAGAAUCCCCCUCCAGGUGGACGCCAAAAAGGCGCCUACACCCAAAAGAGCGCGUCCACCCAAACGGAGAACCACCCGCUGGAGCAAACAACAGAACAGGGGACCCAAACGGAGGGGAUCCAAAGAGGGGACACCCAAACGGAGGGGAUCCAAAGAGGGGACACCCAAACAGAGGAGACCCAAACGGAGGGAACCCCCCCAAGUGAACACAAAAAAAAAAACGAGUGCACACAAACGGAGGGAAAGGAAACACCACUCGGCGAAGACUUCCCCGAUCGCAAUCUCAUCAGCGAAGGGGUCAACACGGAGGAGAAGAUCUCGACGAACAAGCAGGUGUACACACAUGAGAACAGGUCAUUCGUGAGCUCCGGCACAAACACGAAUUUUGUCGAUGUGGCACACGUGGGAGUCAACCCAAACCUUAUCGACGUAACCGACGUAGGGGUCAACCCGAACCCAAUCGACAGAGUUGACCAAGGAACCACCCCGGAAGAAGAGACGAAGAGCACCCAAAACGGGGAAGCACAAACGGAGGAAGUAAACCUACUUGUAAAAUUCACUCAGACGGAUGAAAGCAGCAGUGCCAAUGAGGAAGUACUCACCGACCUCCACGGCAUCAACAAGUGCAGCAUCAAAAGGAUCAUGCUCGCAUGCACUUCCUCGAAAAAUAAGAAAGUGCAAAUCACGACGACUACGAUGAAUGCCUCCACACAGACGGUGGAGAGUUCGAAGCAUGGAAGUCACUACAGAUGUGUUGCCUACGGGGGAGACCUAUUCUAUGAUGGAAAAAGAAACAGAAGCACCACCAGAAGGAUAAAAAAAAGGCAACAUGUUAUGGGGUGUAAGGACUACCCCCUCCUCUACUCAGAUGAAGCAUCAAGUGGAGCAGACGUCUCAUACGAAUCGUGUUCGACUUCCUCCACCAGUGCGUAUGCACGUUUUAGAUCCACCAACAGAAAGAAAAGAGGAAACAAUUAUGCCUCCACGUAUAGUAGGAGUAAACAAAGAAAUGGAGACUACGCCAUCCACACAAGGUUCAGGGAUGACAGUCUAUAUCUCCAUGAGGGAGACCACGGAAGUAUCAGGAAGGACCAGCUAGCCCUAAUGGGCAGCAGAAUGAAGAGAAGGGGCAAAUAUCUGGGCCCUUCUCCCAGUUAUGAUUUGUCCAGGGGCAGAAAAGAGGACCUGCGAAGAGGGACGGGAACGAUGAUCCACCAAAAAAGACAAAUGGAUGAAGUAGAAUCGCUUAUUGAAAUUCUAAAAUAUAGCUCAGACAAUUAUGAGUCUGACAUGGGAGGUUACGGCGACAUAGGAUGUCACCACGAUUUGCAUCUCUGUACAAGUCCGGGUAGAUUUUACGAGUGUUCUGAAGCACACCACUCCACGAUUAGCUGCAAACGGCUGCCAAACCAGAAAAAAAAACACUCUCAUAGAACCCAUAAACAAGUUAAGGACCUCUCGGAGGAGGACUGCAUCGAAGGUAUGUACCCCCCCCAUGAGGGAGAAAUCCCGCGAGGAAGAAACAGAAAUAUCAUGAAGAAUCUCCCAUGCCGAAACUGUCAUCCGCAGCGUGUCAUCGUCAAGGAAAACAAACACGUACAGACGGGUGAGUACUUCCUGGACAGUGAAUUUAACUACGACCCUAGUAUCCCCCCCAUUGGUUCACCCCCUUAUGACACAAAAAAAAACAUAACAUCGUUAAAGAGAAAGAUAAAGGAGUAUCUGAAUGAUUACUACCAUACCGUUAUCAUUUGUGAGCACUGCAAGGGGGUCUAUGUGGACGUCUUGAUUGUCCACAUCAUUCAUGAGUACAUUGCUCGAAUGAGCUUUUGUCGCUGCUGCGGUGGUGGGUCGGGUAACUCCAUCGGGAGAAAAGUGGAAGAGGCGCAGUGGGAUGGAGUCCAAUCCGAUGCUUCGCUGAGUGGGAGCGGUCAGUCUAGCGGCGGGUACAGCAACAGGCAUGGCUCUAACCAGACCGCUGAUGAGACAGCAAAUCCCGCCGCCAAUCCCGCCGCCAAUCCCGCCGUUAACCCGGGGGCGGACCCCCCCACGGUGGCACUUGAGUCCUUCCUAAUCAGACGCAUCCCUCUAAAACUUCCCAUCUGCACGUGCACGCUGGUGAAUUUGAAGUACAAGAAGGUUCUAGUAAGGAAGGAGGAGUCAGCAGUGGGGGCCAAAUCCGGGCGGGUAGCCAAGAGGCUAUCCAGGAGACUGCCCAAGAAACCAAAGAAGCGGAAGACGAAGAACCAAUCGGAAAAACAUCCCCCAAAAAAGGAUCUACUAAACAGAGCACUAGUCUUAAUUAACCAUCUGAGAGUAGAACUGAAUCAGAUAAAAUACAUCAUCUAUAGUUUCCUCCUUUUAAAUGAGAAGAAUGAAUUCCAUAGGAUCUUAUUAACCUCCCCAAGACUGAUUGAUGUGUUUCCCUUCGUCUUGAGGAAGUAUGCACUGGGGGGCAGUGAGUGCUGUGCUGUGGUGACCUCGUCCGAAGGGUUGCUUCCUAGCGAGGCGAAGUUGUCCCACAGCGGAAUGGUAACAACAGGUGCAUCACAAGGCAGGAUGAAUCUCAUUCAGAUGGCCAGCUCACAAUACACUUCUGUGUGCAUUUCACGGGGGAACGAACAUCCAAAUGAAGAACCACUCAGUGGAAGAACCCGAACUCACGGGAGUAUCCCCCAUUGUGCAUCUAACAACAGAGGUAGCAACGUGACUGAGGUGAACCCGUUUAUCGAUUCUAUGUUGGCCUCUACGAACGAUGGCAGAAGAUCCUUCGCAGAUUGGGCCACUCCACUGUGCGGGGGAAAUGCCGAAGAGGGGCAUGGGAUCAUCAUUAGAAGCACACCGCUACUGGACGGGCAAAGAAUAGCCAAUCCUGGAUCGGUCGAAUGUUCCUCUUGUCUUCAUUCAUCCGAAAGAUUAGUGAACCAAGUCAACCGAAACGAAAUGUACAGCGAGGUCGGAACGCACAAAGAACACCAUGUGGUUAACCCCUCAGGCGGUGUUCACCACUGUGACCAUUUCGUAUGUCACGAUGGAAAGGAGAACGUUACCCUGUUUGUUAUUCUGUCGAUGCUGCGCUUGCACGAGUUGCACGUCGCGUCUAAUUUGAAGACAGGAGUGGGGUCCACCUACCGUACUGAUGAUGCAGCGGAAGCAUCGAAUGAGUUUGGUAGCACUUUCCCCCCAAGUGGGAAGGCUCGAGAUGGGAACGCCCCAGAUAGGAAUAACUAUAAUCAUUUUAUCCCCCCCAGCGGAGUAGACUCCUUUUUCGAGCGAUACCACCUGCCGCUGGUCGACGGGAUGGCCAAUUCAGAUGAAAGGACAUCACUCACACUGAUCAUGCGUGACAUUGUAGAGAACGUCGAGGCGAACUGGAAGUCAAUUGCAUCCGUGUAUCUGCAUCUGGACGAAUCGCUAACUGUGUCUCCGAUACGGAUGGCAGAUGUGCUGAGGUUAAUUCAGAAUUACGAGAAAGUAGAUCUCUACAUGAAGGCGUUAUCAAAGGGGAGAGAAGAAGAACUGCACCGAGAUGAGCAGCUUCUAGCAGGCAAAGACUGUAACGAACGUCACGCGGCUGAGCAUGAAGCACUCAUCCUUCGCUUAAAAACAGAAAUAGAACAACUCGCUGCGGAGAAGGACGCCAUAAACAAGCUGCUCAGUGAAGCUGUGGACGAGAAUGCCAGAUAUUCCAAAUUGUGUGCGCACCUUCAGCAGGGGAAGGCCGCAGAGGAGGGCGGUGCCUGCAUGGACAAGAUCGACUCGUGCAUCAGCAGGAUUGAAAAGCUGCACGCCGAAAUAGAGGUACUCAAGCAGCGGGGCGGGAGCGUCCAAAUUGUAAAUCACUCCCUUGGCGACAGCGAUGUGUGUAGCGAGGGUCGCCCCAACGGAGAUGCACACGGAAGGGCUGGCGAUGAGGAUGACCAUCACAAUGACGUUUGCGAUGAGGAUGACCAUGACGAUCGCGCUUAUGCGAGGUACCCCGCUACGGCCAACGAAGUGAACAAGAAGAAGACAACCAAAAGGAGAAAAAAUCUCCAAGAAUUCCAAAUCGACAUAAUAUAUAACGUGAUAAUCAUCCUUCGGAACAGCAUCACUCAUCUGGUUACCUACGUAUGGAAGCAAACUUCAAACAAUGCAAAACUCGACAUGAAGCACAUUAGGAAGAUCUACACAAACGUUGUUAACGUUCUUCUAGAACUUCCCAGAGAGAUAAACCUCACCGUUAUCUUCAUUCGUAAGAGGGACAUCAAUUUUGAUAUGUACUUAAAAAAAGGCGGUCUUAGUUUGGAACCAGCGGGGAGGCAGCUCCACACGGAGAGGCAACUUCACACCGAGUGGCAACUCCCCUCACGCGAUUCCCUGCACGCACUACCCCACCUCUCCGACGGCAGUUCGCUGGAGGGGAAAAUGACACAUGAGAGAAGGAGAGAAAAAAAAAAAAAAAAAAUUAUAAACUCACAAAUGGAUACAACGAAUGAGACGAACGAGCUGCGUGAGCGCCUCUUGGAAGACGAAACGGCGGUCGUGUCAUCACAAAAAAAAAGGGAAGGAAGAAAAAAAAAAGUCCUAGAAGGAGCCCACUGCCUAGUGGGUCUCGCGGAUGUCUCCAACCAGGACUCUUCGAGCGACGUGUCCCUGUUCUUCGAUUUGUAG